AUGGACAGGGAAUCUGGUCGCCCAAGGGCGAGAUCAGAUGUUCAACCGCGGUCACCUGCCCGGAACCGAGCUGCCAACGAUGCAGAUUAUAUCUCACCUUUGAGAGUUCGCACUGAUGAUGAUAGCGGGAUCCGAAGAUAUAGCUCGGUAGGCUCAAGACGCAGCAACGGAAGCGCAAUACCCAGCUUGGCUCCCCGGACUACUCUGGCGCAACGCACCCAAGGAAAAUUCACCUUGGCUGGACCGGAUGCAACCCCCCAGCUGCGAUUAGCCCAGGAACCCUUUGUCCAACCCGGAUAUGCAGACUUGAAUCCCUCCUAUGAACAGGCUUCCAAUGCCAGACCGGUCUGGUCCCUGGCAAAGCCGCUGCCUCGUGUGGUGCGGCCGAGCAUGGUGCCCACCAAGGAGGAGCUAUUACAGAACCUGGCCAACGCCCAGCGUCCCGCAGAGAACUCGCAGAAACUUGGGCUUGAGGUUGACCCGAAUGAUCUUGAGCAGGGUCGUAUCGAUAAGUCUUCCGAUCCGCGCAAAAUGGCUGCUCAGGUUGAGGAUGCGCGUCUGCAACGUGAGAAUAAUUUUAUGAAUAAGAUUCUCACGGGUGAUGGCACAUCUGCGAGACAGACCUCACGCAUUUCGCGUACUUCCUCAACCAGAGCAAGACGCCCUUCGGCUUGGGACCUGCCCCCAGAUCAACUGUCCACUGUCCAGGAGGGAGAUCAUUCAAGCAGCCAUGAACCAGAGGAGCGCUCUGAGCUCGGGGAUGAUCAGCCAGAAAAUGAAGACCUGGGUGCGAGACUGGACGAUAUCUUAGAACUUCCCGAAUUGGAGAAGGGAGGCUACCCUGAAGACCUACACCCGCUCGUGCAGGAACUGGUCGAGGAUGAAGUGCAUAAUAAUCACACCACCUGGUCCGUCAUCCGUACACACCACCGUGAGGCUCUUGCCGAGGCCCUGGGUGUGUUUAUCCAGCUGACUAUGGGUUUCUGCGCCGACUUGUCCGUCACCGUCGCUAAUCAGGGCAAUCCCAACACCACCGCCUGGGCCUGGGGCUUGGCAUCUAUGAUGGCCAUCUACAUUUCUGGUGGUGUUUCCGGAGCCCACCUCAACCCCGUCGUGACCCUGGUGCUAUGGUUCUUCCGUGGUUUCCCCAAACGCAAGAUACCCGAGUAUUUCGCUGCCCAGUUCCUGGCCGCCUUUGUUUCGGGUUUUGUUGCGUAUGGAUUAUAUUACGAAUCCAUUCAGAACUACCUCCUGCUCAACCCAGACACCGCUAUCAUUAACAGCUUUGUGACGAAUUCGCGUGAGUCAUGGGUCGGUUCUGCCACAGCGUUCUUCAAUGAGUUUUUCGCUACGGCCUGUUUGACCGUCACUGUCCUGGCGCUUGGUGAUGACCAGAAUGCUCCACCUGGUGCUGGUAUGAACUCGCUGGUUAUUGGGCUUGUCAUUACCUGUCUGAACAUGUGUUUUGCUUACCAGACCGGAGCGGCAAUGAACCCGAGUCGCGACUUUGGCCCUCGGCUUGCGCUUCUCGCUGUCGGUUACCCUAGCACCAUGUUUACUAAUCCUUACUGGUUCUAUGGGCCUUGGGCUGGGACUUUAACUGGUGGAUUUUUAGGUGCUUUCCUAUAUGACUUCUUCAUUUUCACUGGCGGUGAAUCUCCCGUCAACUACCCACUUGAGCGCAUCCAGCGCGCCGUGACCAAGAGUUGGAUGAAGUGGAAGCGCCGACUGAAAUUGGAGUAA
Penicillium coprophilum is the source of this 1743-nucleotide messenger RNA. Its product is annotated as MIP/aquaporin family protein. Lineage: Eukaryota; Fungi; Ascomycota; Eurotiomycetes; Eurotiales; Aspergillaceae. Gene Ontology annotation, biological process: glycerol transmembrane transport; water transport. Gene Ontology annotation, molecular function: glycerol channel activity; water channel activity. Bases 1 to 1743 code for a protein of 580 amino acids. The record is from RefSeq and is a predicted model, not a curated record. Gene Ontology annotation, cellular component: plasma membrane. The transcript has 2 exons.